Malania oleifera is the source of this 1114-nucleotide messenger RNA. Its product is annotated as protein GRIM REAPER-like. The record is from RefSeq and is a predicted model, not a curated record. NCBI's taxonomy places the organism in Eukaryota, Viridiplantae, Streptophyta, Magnoliopsida, Santalales, Ximeniaceae. Bases 462 to 929 code for a protein of 155 amino acids. The transcript has a single exon.
ACUUAUCAUUUUCCAUUUGAAUUAUUUCAAGAAAAUGCUAGCAGAACUCACUCUUCUUAUGCCUAAUUGUUGUAGACCAUUCUUUUAUUAUGUGCAGUACUGAUAUUAAAUUAUAAAUGCUUUAAUUAACUUUAUGAAUUGAAAAAGAAACUUAAACACGUUGCCUAAUGCACAUACCAAAACAAAAAUGGACCAAAAUCAACAUUUACAUGCCAAACGUACGUAGGUCUUAGCUCUACUGCCAAAGAUUUUUACCAUAGGGCGCUGCCAAACCCCACUCAGCGUAUACUUUUACCAAUGCAAAGACAACUUGGCCUCAGCACUUGGAACUUCGUGGGAUUACAACUUCCCAUUCCUUCCCAAGAGCAAUUUUUUAUUCCCAACCUAAAGCUUUAAAUACCCAUCACUUCCCUUGGCUAGUACCCACCAACCGGACCUACACCAACAAUUUCGUAGUGAAUAUGGCUGCCACUCUCAUCCAACUUACCACCAUCCUUUUUACCCUCACCCUCCCUCUAACAUUCCUUGCCUCCCCCUCUCCAAUGGCCUCUUUCAUUGCUGAGGAUGCAGAAGACUAUGAAGAGUACAUAAUCGAUACCCCAUUCCACAGCACUGGAUCCUUGAGGGGUCGGCUUUUGGCGAGUGUUGUAAAGAAAGGUACACAUUGCGAGGUUAGUAGCAACAUAUGCAAUGGGGUUUCUGCGAACAAUGGUGCAAGCCGUCUCUUUUGCUGUAAGAGUCAUUGCCGGAAUGUCCUGCGAGAUAGAAACAACUGUGGGAUGUGCGGGCACAAGUGUCGUUUUGGUCAGCUUUGUUGUGGUGGUAAAUGUGUCAAUGUUGGUUUCAAUGAUCUUCAUUGUGGCAAGUGCAACAAAGCAUGUGACUCGGGGGUUAAAUGUGAGAACGGUUCAUGCGGAUAUGCAUCUUGAAUCAACCAAAAGAAUUACUAUGUAGGAGCUAGGAGUCCAUGCAUAGAGAUUUAAUUUUAUUGUCUUAUUUUUUAAAUUAUUUUUUUCUUUUGUAAUUUUAACGGGUAUGAUGUUAAUUUGUCACACCCUAAUUGCUUCAAUAAACAUAUUGAUUAGUUGAAUUGUUGUAUUGAUUAGGGAAAUAA